Molecule: messenger RNA, 2872 nt
Organism: Triticum dicoccoides
Lineage: Eukaryota; Viridiplantae; Streptophyta; Magnoliopsida; Poales; Poaceae
Product: disease resistance protein RGA5-like
Exons: 2
Coding region: 55-2619 (854 amino acids)
Biological process (GO): defense response to other organism
Molecular function (GO): ADP binding
Source: RefSeq, a predicted model, not a curated record
AAACUGGAGAAACGCGUGAAGAAAGGCGUCGAGUCUCUGAUCACAGAGUUGGAGAUGAUGCACACCGUUCUACGCAAGAUUGGUGACAAGCCGCGGGAGCAGUUCGACGAGCAGGUCCUCAUCUGGGCGGGCAAAGUGAGGGAGCUCUCCUACCGCCUGGAGGAUGUAGUCGACAGUUUCGUCCUGCGCGUGGAGGACGACGGCCAUGACCGUGGCUCCACCAACAUGAAGAACAAAGUCAAGAAGUUCCUCAAAAGGGCCACCAAACUGUUUACCAAGGGUAAGGCUCUUCAUCAGAUCUCCGAUGACAUUGAAGAAGCUCAGCGGCUCUCCAAGGAGUUGGGCGACCUGCCUCAAAGGUAUAUGCUUGACGCGCAGGCAAACAAUAGUGGUGAUGCCAUUGAACCUCGCUUGAAGGCGGUGUACAAAGAUGUCACAGAGCUCGUUGGGAUAGAUCUCGUAAGAGAUGAGCUGAUCGAGAAGCUUUGUGAUUGUCAUGAGAAGUCCAAGGACCACUUAAGGACCAUGUCUAUUGUUCGAUUUGGCGGACUGGGCAAGACAACUCUGGCCAAAGCAGUGUAUGAUAAGAUCAAAGUGCAGUUUGACAGAGUAGCUUUCGUUUCCGUGUCUCGAAGUCCUGACAUGACCAAGAUUUUCAAGAAGAUCUUAUAUGAACUUGACAAGAGCAAGUACACAACUAUCAAUGAAGCUGCUAGGGACCAUGAACAACACCUCGAUGAAUUGAGGAAUUUUCUUCAGGAUAAGAGGUACCUCAUUGUAAUUGACGAUAUAUGGGAUGAAGAAGCAUGGGGAUUGACCAAGUGUGCUUUCUCCGACAACUGUUUUGGUAGUCGAGUAAUGACUACCACCCGCAUAGGCAGUAUCUCUGAAGUAUGUUGCUCUUCUAGUGAUGAUAUAAUAUAUCAGAUGAAACCUCUUACAGAUGAUGACUCCAAAAGACUCUUCUAUAAAAGAAUAUUUCCUCAAGGAAGUAAGUGUCCUGAUGAAUUGGAGCAAUUAUCUAGAGAAAUCUUAAAGAAAUAUGGUGGAAUACCACUAGCCAUCAUUACUAUUGCUAGCAUUUUAGCUAGUAAUGGUAAAGAUCAACAGAUAAAGCCAAAGAAUCAUUGGGACAGCAUACUUGGCUCUAUUGGUCAUGGACUUGCAGAAGGUGGUAGUGCGAAGGACAUGAAGAGAAUGUUGUCCUUUAGUUAUUAUGAUUUACCUUGUCAUCUGAAGACUUGUUUACUAUAUCUCAGUAUAUUUCCAGAGGAUUUUGAGAUAAGGAGAGUCCGGUUGAUAUGGAUGUGGAUAGCUGAAGGGUUUGUCCAAGGUGGAAAUCAAGAAACUGGACUAUUUGAGCUUGGAGAGAGCUACUUCAAUGAGCUCGCAAAUAGAAACUUGAUUCAACUGGUAGGUGUUGACGUUGAAGGCAAGGCGAGAGGUUGUCGCGUCCAUGAUAUGGUGCUUGAUCUCUUAUGUUCCCUGUCCAGUGACCAAAACUUUGUUACAAUAUUAGAUGGUACUCAGCAAAGCAAACCUAUUUCACACAGGCAGAGUCGCAGAUUAUCUUUUCAAAAUAGCAUGUCAAAACUCACCCCUCAUCGGGCCGAUACCACAAGUAUGUCACAAGUGAGGUCUGUUGUUCUCUUUAGAAUUGAUAUUGAUCUGAUCCAGACUAUUUCACGCUUUGAAGUUUUACGUGUAUUGGAUUUAGAAGGUUGUGAUCUUCGGGAAGUUCGCCACCAUAUUGAUCUUAGGUGUAUUGGAAAUUUAUUACACCUAAGAUAUCUGGGUCUAAGAGAAACUUUCCUUGGUGAGGUCCCUGUGGAAAUAGGAAAGCUACAGUUUUUGGAGACACUCAACUUAGCAGUAAGUGGACCAGAGCUGCAUAAAUCAAGUAUGGUGAUUCCGUCAAGUGUUGUCCGCCUAAGACAUUUGAUGUGCCUAAAUGUAUCAUGUGCGGUGUUACCUGUUGGGAUCAGGAACCUGACGUCCUUAGAAGAGCUGACUGGAGUAUUGGUGGAUGGUUCUUCUGAGACUGAGAAAGAGCUAGGGCAACUAACCGAUCUGAGAGUGCUCGUACUUAAAUGGAAUGGGACCGAUGAGAGUGUGUGUAAUUCUUUGGUGGUGUCCCUAGGCAAUAUGCAGAAAAUUCAAAGUCUACAUAUUAACGGCCACAACGGUGCAAGGCUUGAUGUCAGCUGGGAUGGCUGGGUGCUCACUCCACAGCUUCGCACCCUUGUGUUUAAUGAUUGCACCACGACAUUGCCUAUGUGGGUUAAUUCAUCAUCAUUUCCCCACCUCUCCUACAUGGAUAUUUCAGUGGACAGAGUGCGGCCAGAAGUCGACAUUCAGAUCCUCGGGAAGCUUCCCGCUCUUCGUUCUCUUAUCCUGUGGACCAGCAAACCUCAGCACACUCAUGUCGAAACAUUCGUCGUUGGCGCUAAUGCAUUCCCAUGUUUGAGAGAGUGCACAUUCUACCAUUUUCUCACGGGGCCAUCUAUGUUUCCACGAGGAGCUAUGCCAAGGCUUGAAAUCCUGGCGUUCUUAGCCCGAGCGUCGGAUAUUGCCGGAGGUGACCUGGAUGUCGGCAUGAGGCACCUCCCUUCCCUCUAGCAAGUCACGGUUUUCCUUUGGCAUUGGCUUGAGGAAGGCAGCUCUUCAUAUAAGUGCGGGUAUGAAGCAGAUGUUGCGCUGAGGCGUGCAACGGACACCCAUCCCUGUUAAACUGUAUAUUGUUAGUAUAUAGGAGUCAGUUUAUAUCUGUACUUAUCUCCUGUAACUACCUGUAUAUUGUGCCCUAGCUGCACCCUAUAAAUACAUCUCCCCGGCCACCACAUUGGUUGCGCCGAUCCAAUCUUCUUCAUCU